Molecule: messenger RNA, 3942 nt
Organism: Vicugna pacos (alpaca)
Lineage: Eukaryota; Metazoa; Chordata; Mammalia; Artiodactyla; Camelidae
Source: RefSeq, a predicted model, not a curated record
CGGCUGGCCCGCUCAGCGGGGAGAUCGCGCAGAUGGCGGUGCUGGCGACAGUGGCCAAGAAAGUGUGGAGCGCGCGGCGGCUGCUGGUGCUGCUGUUCACGCCGCUAGUGCUGCUGCCGGUGGUCUUCGCCCUCCCGCCCAAGGAAGGUCGCUGCCUGUUUAUUAUCCUGCUCAUGGCGGUGUACUGGUGCACGGAGGCCCUGCCUCUCUCCGUGACAGCCCUGCUGCCCAUCAUCCUCUUCCCCUUCUUGGGCAUCCUGCCCUCCAACAAGGUCUGCUCCCAGUACUUCCUGGACACCAACUUCCUCUUCCUCAGUGGUCUGAUCAUGGCCAGCGCCAUCGAGGAGUGGAACCUGCACCGGAGAAUUGCCCUCAAGAUCCUGAUGCUAGUUGGAGUCCAGCCGGCCAGGCUCAUCCUGGGGAUGAUGGUGACCACCUCCUUUCUGUCCAUGUGGCUGAGCAACACAGCCUCCACCGCCAUGAUGCUACCCAUUGCCAGCGCCAUCCUGAAGAGUCUUUUUGGCCAGAAGGAAGUUCGUAAGGACCUCAGCUGGGAGAGUGAAGCAAACACAGCUGCUGUGCGGAAAAACGGCCUGCACACUGUGCCCAUGGAGAUGCAAUUUAUUGCCGGCACAGAAGACAAAGACUGCCCUGAGGAGGCAGAGACUCCAAUGGAUCUCCAGGCUAACUCCAAGAAGGAGGAGGAAUAUCGCAGAAACAUCUGGAAGGGCUUCCUCAUCUCCAUCCCCUACUCUGCCAGCAUCGGGGGCACUGCCACCCUCACGGGCACAGCCCCCAACCUCAUCCUGCUUGGGCAGCUCAAGAGUUUCUUCCCACAGUGUGACGUAGUAAAUUUCGGCUCCUGGUUCAUCUUCGCCUUCCCUCUCAUGCUGCUGUUCCUGCUGGUGGGCUGGCUCUGGAUCUCCUUCCUGUACGGAGGGAUAACCUUGAGGAGCUGGAGGAAGAAGAAAUCUGAGAUCAGAACUGAUGCAGAAAACAGGGCUCGAGCUGUGAUUCGGGAGGAAUUCCAGAACCUGGGGCCCACCAAGUUUGCUGAACAGGCUGUGUUCAUCCUUUUCUGCAUGUUCGCCAUCCUCCUCUUCUCCCGGGACCCGAAGUUCAUCCCUGGCUGGGCCAGCCUCUUCACCCCCGGGUUUAUUUCUGAUGCUGUCACCGGCGUGUCCAUUGUCACCAUCUUGUUCUUCUUCCCAUCCCAAAAACCAUCUCUCAAGUGGUGGUUUGACUUUAAAGCUCCCAACACAGAGACAGCGCCCUUGCUGACGUGGAAGAAGGCUCAGGACACGGUGCCCUGGAACAUUAUCCUUCUCCUGGGAGGAGGCUUUGCCAUGGCCAAAGGCUGUGAGGAGUCGGGGCUGUCUGCGUGGAUCGGCGGGCAGCUGCACCCCCUGGAGAAGGUGCCGCCGGUGCUGGCCGUGAUGCUCAUCACCGUGGUCAUCGCCUUCUUCACCGAGUUUGCCAGCAACACGGCCACUAUCAUCAUCUUUCUGCCCGUCCUGGCGGAGCUGGCCAUCCGCCUGAGGGUGCACCCCCUGUACUUGAUGAUCCCCGGCACAGUCGGCUGCUCCUACGCCUUCAUGCUCCCCGUCUCGACGCCCCCCAACUCAAUCGCCUUCGCCUCUGGGCACUUGCUGGUCAAAGACAUGGUGCGGACAGGAUUCCUGAUGAACCUGAUGGGUGUCCUGCUGCUCAGCCUGGCCAUGAACACCUGGGCACAGACCAUCUUCCAGCUGGACACCUUCCCCGAGUGGGCCAACAUCCACUUAGCCAAUGUCACCGCCCUGCCAUCCACCUUGGCCAAUGACACAUUUCGGACCCUCUGAGUCCCCCUUGGGGACUCUCUUUGGGCUGGGCCCUCCCAGUUUUCGCCAUCACCUGCUGCUAGGACCCUACAGGAUGAUCAAGCAAUUCUUCUCUGAGAUCCAGUAUGCAGCAAGGAGGGGUGACCUCCAGCGGUCCACUUGGGUCUUCAGGUUCAUUAUCUAGGAUAUCUUUUCCUUCUCUAUCAUGCAGUUCAGGGCCCAGAUACCUCCUAGAUCUGCCACUUGAAAAACAAACCCCUUUAACUCUGAGCCGUUCUGUGGUUAGGAAGCCAGAAAGCCCAGCCGCAGUGACAAUAAGUGAAUCUAGACUGGCGCUUGUCUUCAGCAGCUGGGAUGAGGGGCACGGCUACUAUCCCUCGCUGACUAGGUUACACUCUGGAGAGACCAUCUUGCCUGGAGGGGCCACCUUGAUUCAAGAGGCUUUGGGGGCUGCCAUGUUCCCGCCCAGUUGUCCCAGCUGUUCGGAGCCGGUGUGUGUGCUGCUGGGUGGAGGCCCAUUCUGUGCCGGUUGUUUGAGUAUCACCCCUACCGGUACCCAGCAGCCAGGGUUGCUUUCAAUUUCUGGAGAUAAGGGGAGGGACGGAUGACUUUCCGAGGACACGAAGACCGUGCAGAGCCUCUUUGCUGCUUCUCUGGGCUCCCGAGCACACAAGGAACGUUCUAGACCUUUCUACCCAAGCUUUUUAGGAUUUUCCUGUUUAAUCUGAUUCAGUGUGGCCACAGUUCUGGAGUCAGGCCAAGCCUGGGCCCUGCCCUCUCGUGGGUGGCCGGCCCACAGCCCCACCCAGCCAGGCCCCUCCUGCGUGGGUCCCGCAGGGGCUUUGUGGCUGCCGGCGUCUUGUUCUAGGAGCCGGGCUUUGCCUGCCCACCCCUACCCCGAGCAGUAAGCGUGUUUGAUUAGUCAAGGCCACGUUUUUCAGGGGUGAGAGAAAAGCCAAGGUAAAUCAGGGCCUUGUAAAAGGCCAGGGUCAAAUGCCUCAGGCAGGGAGAUACAAUUCUCUUCUACAGACAAGGACAGCUUCAGACUGCCCCUGAGCCGGUGGCUGGCGGGGCCUGUCCUAGAGGAUUUGAUCCCUCCUUGUUUCAGGCAGGAAUUCACUUGGCACCCCCAGUGAAUAGCACAGCUUGGACCCAACAGGUGCUUGGGAAGUGUCUGGAAUCAGUGGCCAGGCAUUAGCCCAGCAUCAGAAAAGGCGCUGGCUGAGGGGCCCAGAAAACUCACAUCGUCUGCUUCCUACGCCUCUGAGGGAUGAGAUUCCCCGAGCAGCUGGGGCUGGAGAGGAAGCACCCAGGGGCUGGACGUGUUUUUAGAAUGGCACAGUGAGUCGUGGAUGUUUCCCUUGGGGCAGGGAGAGGGAGGAGGGGGCCCUGCGGUUGGAGAAUGAGCUCCCCAUCCUUCCUGUAGGGGCACUACAAGAUUUAGUCACAGUUACAGCCUGCUGGGGUUAGGGGUGCACUCCUGUAGGACAGGAGAGGGGAGAAGUUCAUUCACAGAGAAACCCAAAGGGCUUGUAACCAGGUGAAUCAUGAUUUCAAAUACUUUUGAUUGAAAAUGCUAUAAAAUGAUGUUAAUCGAACACUGGGCCUGGAGAUUAUUUGCCUUUGUGGACACAGAAGAGCUUCAAAGCCUCAAAUUCUGGAACCAGGGGUUUCACAGAAUUUACUUCCCUGACCUCACUUCCUGACUGCUCUCCCCUCUCUACUCCACUCCUGCAACAUACUCAAACUCAUCUGCCUCAGGGCCUUUGCACAUGCCUGUUCCCUUGGCCUAAAACACUUUGCUGCCAAAUAUAUGCUUGUUUCCUCAUUUGAUCCAGGUAUCUGCUCAGAUGUCACCUCCCCUGAGAAGCUUCCCAGACCAUCGAGUCUAAAAUGUCACCCUCAUUACUCUUUAUCCCCUUUUCUUGUUAUAUUUUUCUUCUUAGUAUUUAGUCAGGACACUGUAUUGUUUUCUUGUUUCUUAACUUUCUCUUUCUCUAGAAUAUGAACUUAUGAGAAUACAAACUUUAUUUUGUUCAGUGCUGUGACUUCAGUACCUAGAACAGUUUCUGACACACAGCAGGUGCUCAGUAAACAUUUGAUAAAUGAAUCUACAUCAGAA